AUGAACAACGGUGCAAAGAUGCCCGGCGUUGGCAAGGGCUGUUGGCUAGGGCCAGGGGGCGGCCACGACGUUGCUGUAGAGAUGUGCAAGAACGCGCUCAAGAGCGGAUACAGGCACAUCGACACCGCUGCUGGGUAUUACAACGAAGAGCUCGUCGGAAAGGCAAUUCGAGAGCAAUGCGAUGGACACCGCGUCCGCGAAGCGUUCGAAGACUCUCUGAAAGCCCUGGAUAUCGAGUACAUCGACCUGUACUUGAUGCACUGGCCCGUAACGCAUACCGCAGACGGUUCGCGUGCUCGCCCAUUUGAAGAGCAUCCAAAUUUUGUCGACGUUUGGGCCGAGAUGGAGAAGCUCCUCGACACAGGCAAAGUCCGCGCCAUCGGCGUCUCCAACUUCUCCAUAAAGAACCUGGAGAUCCUGCUCAAGCAUGCCAAGGUCGCGCCAGCGAACAACCAGGUCGAGAUCCACCCCUACCUCCCGCAGCACGCGCUACAAAAGUACUGCGACGAGAAGGGUAUCCUCCUCUCCGCGUACUCGCCGCUCGGCCAGGGCAACCCGAUGUUCUUCAGCGACCCCGACUUUGCCAGGAUCGCCGAGAGCCACGACGCCACGCCGGCACAGAUCUCGAUCAGCUGGCUCGUCCAGCGGGGCACGCCACCGAUUGUGAAAAGCGCCAACGUCGAGCGCAUGAAGAAGAACAUCACCGUGAGUCCCCCCGUUCAGUCGUAA
Messenger RNA from Phanerochaete carnosa HHB-10118-sp, 729 nucleotides. RefSeq lists its product as uncharacterized. Lineage: Eukaryota; Fungi; Basidiomycota; Agaricomycetes; Polyporales; Phanerochaetaceae. The transcript has 9 exons. Bases 1 to 729 code for a protein of 242 amino acids. The record is from RefSeq and is a predicted model, not a curated record. Gene Ontology annotation, molecular function: aldose reductase (NADPH) activity. Gene Ontology annotation, cellular component: cytosol.